This is a messenger RNA of Hippopotamus amphibius kiboko, 10902 nucleotides long. RefSeq names its product bone morphogenetic protein receptor type 2 (gene BMPR2). The transcript is spliced from 14 exons. Gene Ontology annotation, biological process: cellular response to growth factor stimulus; BMP signaling pathway; protein phosphorylation. The record is from RefSeq and is a predicted model, not a curated record. NCBI's taxonomy places the organism in Eukaryota, Metazoa, Chordata, Mammalia, Artiodactyla, Hippopotamidae. Bases 232 to 3279 code for a protein of 1015 amino acids. Gene Ontology annotation, cellular component: signaling receptor complex; plasma membrane. Gene Ontology annotation, molecular function: ATP binding; transforming growth factor beta receptor activity.
UCCCCUUCCAUAUUUCUUUUCUCUGCUCUCCUGCUUCUUGGCUGGCCCAGGGAUGACUGCGUCGCUGCGGCGGCCCUGGCGGGUGCCCUCGCUACUGUGGACCGUCCUGCUGGUCAGCGCUGCGGCCGACACAGUAAUGAGAAGAAAGCUGUCUCAAGCCAGGAAGAGAGCCCUCACUGGAGAAUCAAAUCUUGGCUGGCACUUGCAGUUUGUACUUCCAACCUUCAAGCUAUGAGAACUUCUCAGAAUCAAGAACGUCUGUGUGCAUUUAAAGAUCCAUAUCAACAAGACCUUGGGAUUGGUGAGAGUCGAAUCUCUCAUGAAAAUGGAACAAUAUUAUGCUCAAAAGGUAGCACCUGCUAUGGUCUUUGGGAGAAAUCAAAAGGGGACAUAAAUCUGGUAAAACAAGGAUGUUGGUCUCACAUUGGCGAUCCUCAGGAGUGUCACUAUGAAGAAUGUGUAGUAACUACCACCCCACCCUCAAUUCAGAAUGGAACAUACCGUUUCUGCUGCUGUAGCACAGACUUGUGUAAUGUCAACUUUACUGAGAAUUUUCCACCUCCAGACACAACACCACUCAGUCCACCUCAUUCAUUUAACCGAGAUGAGACAAUAAUCAUUGCUUUGGCAUCAGUCUCUGUAUUAGCUGUUUUGAUAGUUGCCUUAUGCUUUGGAUACAGGAUGCUGACAGGAGACCGUAAACAAGGUCUUCACAGUAUGAAUAUGAUGGAGGCAGCAGCAUCAGAGCCCUCUCUUGACCUAGAUAAUCUGAAACUAUUGGAGCUGAUUGGCCGAGGUCGAUAUGGAGCUGUAUAUAAAGGUUCCUUAGAUGAACGUCCAGUUGCUGUAAAAGUGUUUUCCUUUGCAAACCGUCAGAAUUUUAUCAAUGAGAAGAACAUUUAUAGAGUGCCUUUGAUGGAACACGACAACAUUGCUCGCUUUAUAGUUGGAGACGAGAGAGUCACUGCAGAUGGACGCAUGGAGUAUUUGCUUGUGAUGGAGUAUUAUCCCAACGGAUCUCUAUGCAAGUAUUUAAGUCUCCAUACAGGUGACUGGGUAAGCUCUUGCCGUCUGGCUCAUUCUGUGACUAGAGGACUGGCUUAUCUUCAUACAGAAUUACCACGAGGAGAUCAUUAUAAACCUGCAAUUUCCCAUCGAGAUUUAAACAGCAGAAAUGUUCUGGUGAAAAAUAAUGGAACCUGUGUUAUUAGUGACUUUGGGUUGUCCAUGAAGCUGACUGGAAAUAGGCUGGUGCGCCCAGGGGAGGAAGAUAAUGCAGCCAUAAGUGAGGUUGGCACAAUCAGAUAUAUGGCACCAGAAGUUCUAGAAGGAGCUGUGAACCUGAGGGACUGUGAAUCAGCUUUGAAACAAGUAGACAUGUACGCUCUUGGACUGAUUUAUUGGGAGAUAUUUAUGAGAUGUACAGACCUCUUCCCAGGUGAAUCUGUACCAGAAUACCAGAUGGCUUUUCAGACAGAGGUUGGAAACCAUCCCACGUUUGAAGACAUGCAGGUUCUGGUGUCUAGGGAAAAACAGAGACCCAAGUUCCCAGAAGCUUGGAAAGAAAAUAGCCUGGCAGUGAGGUCACUCAAGGAGACAAUCGAAGACUGUUGGGACCAGGAUGCAGAGGCUCGGCUUACUGCACAGUGUGCUGAGGAGAGGAUGGCUGAACUUAUGAUGAUAUGGGAAAGAAACAAAUCUGUGAGCCCAACAGUCAAUCCAAUGUCUACUGCUAUGCAGAAUGAGCGCAACCUGUCACACAAUAGGCGUGUGCCAAAGAUUGGCCCUUAUCCAGAUUAUUCUUCUUCCUCAUACAUUGAAGACUCUAUCCAUCACACUGACAGCAUUGUGAAGAAUAUUUCCUCUGAGCAUUCGAUGUCCAGCACACCUUUGACUCUAGGGGAAAAGAACCGAAACUCGAUUAACUAUGAACGGCAGCAAGCACAAGCUCGACUCCCCAGCCCUGAGACAAGUGUCACCAGCCUGUCUACCAACACUACAACCACAAACACCACUGGCCUCACUCCAAGCACCGGCAUGACCACUAUAUCUGAGCUGCCAUACACAGAAGAAGCAAAUCUGCAUGCCACAAAUGUUUCACAGCCAAUCGGGCCAACCCCUGUCUGCUUACAACUGACAGAAGAAGACUUGGAGACCAACAAGCUGGACCCGAAAGAAGUUGAUAAAAACCUCAAGGAAAGUUCUGAUGAGAAUCUCAUGGAGCAUUCUCUUAAACAGUUCAGUGGGCCAGACCCACUGAGCAGUACCAGUUCUAGCUUGCUGUACCCUCUCAUAAAGCUUGCAGUAGAAGUGACUGGGCAGCAGGACUUCACACAGGCUGCAAAUGGCCAAGCGUGUUUAAUUCCUGAUGUCGCACCCACUCAGAUCUAUCCUCUCCCCAAGCAACAGAACCUUCCUAAGAGACCUACUAGUUUGCCUUUAAACACCAAAAAUUCAACAAAGGAGCCCCGGCUGAAAUUUGGCAGCAAGCACAAAUCAAACUUGAAACAAGUAGAAACUGGAGUUGCCAAGAUGAAUACAAUCAAUGCUGCAGAACCUCAUGUGGUGACCGUCACUAUGAACGGUGUGGCAGGUAGAAACCACAGCGUUAACUCCCAUGCUGCCACUACCCAGUAUGCCAAUGGGGUAGUACCAUCUGGCCAGACAACCAACACAGUGGCACAUAGAGCCCAAGAAAUGCUGCAGAAUCAAUUCAUUGGUGAGGACACCCGGCUGAAUAUUAAUUCCAGUCCUGAUGAGCAUGAACCUUUAUUGAGACGAGAGCAGCAGGCUGGCCAUGAUGAAGGUGUUCUGGAUCGUCUUGUGGACAGGAGGGAACGGCCACUGGAAGGCGGCCGAACUAAUUCCAAUAACAACAACAGCAAUCCAUGUUCAGAGCAAGAUGCUCUUGCACAGGGUGUCCCAAGCAUAGUAGCAGACCCUGUACCAUCAAAGCCUAGAAGAGCACAGAGGCCUAAUUCUCUGGAUCUUUCAGCCACAAAUAUCCUUGAUGACAGCAGUUUGCAGUUAGGUGAGUCAACACAAGAUGGCAAAUCAGGAUCUGGUGAAAAGAUCAAGAAACGUGUGAAAACUCCCUAUUCACUUAAACGGUGGCGCCCCUCCACCUGGGUCGUCUCCACUGAACCACUGGACUGUGAGGUCAACAAAAAUGGCAAAGACAGGGCAGUUCAUUCCAAAUCCAGCACCGCUGUUUACCUUGCAGAAGGAGGCACUGCCACAACCAUGGUGUCGAAAGAUAUAGGAAUGAACUGUCUGUGAAAUGUUUUCAAGCCUAUGGAGUGAAAUUAUUUUUUGCAUCAUUUAAGUGUGCAGAAGACAUUUAAAAAAAAAACAAAACUGCUUUAUCCUCCUGUCAGUAUCCCCUCCCACCCCUGCAACAAGGACUUGCUUUAAAUAGAUUUCAGCUAUGCAGAAAAAUUUAGCUUAUGCUUCCAUAUUUUUUAAUUUUUUUUUAAGUUUUGCACUUUUGUUUAGUCUCGCUAAAGUUAUAUUUGUGUUAUGACCACAGAAUUAUAUGUGUGUGUAUCAAAAGUGGUCUCAAAAUAUUUUUUUAAGAAAAAAAAGCAAAAACAAUGUAUUGCUGAUAAUCAGUUUGGACCAGUUUCUAAAGGUCAUUAAAUCAGAAGCAAAUUAAGACAGGUUUGACUGCAGUGGUGUCUGCUAUCCAUGUUUUAUUUCUGGGCACAAGCUAGUUUAUAUGUUGAUACGUUCCUGAACACAUUAUCUGUUGGACAUUCUUUUCUCCUGUGUUUUGUUUGAAUGUGCAAUAAUCUAUACACCACAAAUAAGCUUUCUCAUAAGCUCUCUUCCUAACCAAGUACGUAUUCUUCCAUGAUAUAAACAUUUUCCUCCCCUAUCCUCCAUACUUUUGGCAGGUCAGUUCUUUGACAGUGAAUUUUUGCACAAGAGAAAGCAGCUACCUGAUUUCUUGCUUUCUCUCUCCUUAUGGAGAAUGCAGAAACAUUGUCUCAGAGGGCUCUAAAGAAGGAACUACCAAAACCUAAUUUGAAAUGCCAUUUCUUUUAUCCUUCCAAAUUCUAAACAUUUCCUUCCAGGCAUUUUAAUAAACAUAUUUGGUUCUGGUUUUGGAAGUUCAUAAGAGCAUAGAACAAAGAGCAAGUCAAAUAUUAGCUGUUUUCCAUUUUAUUUUAUUUUUUAUAUGUAUGCUCAUGUUCCAUAUUCAUUUAUUUAAGAAGCACAUUUUUAUCAGAAAACUUAUUUUUAACUAGGUAGAAGGUUAACACGAUAUGGUAUUAUAGCCUUCAUUCUCUGAAUAGGCCAUGUUUAACUCAAAUAAAAUCACAUCCUGUUUAAAGUAACUUCAAAAGUAAUUCAUAGUUGGGACCCUGUAGUAUCUUUUUUAUUCUUUUCCCAGGCAAAGCCUGGUAACUUUAUGUGAACAUGAUUCUUCUUCCCAUGACCUAAAACACUGUGUGGAAAAAUCAUUCAGCUGGCAUGCCAAAUCCCUGUGGCAGAAAGAAUUGCUGCCCAACCUAUCAUUUCUGAGCAGACUGAGACUUACCGCUCUCUUUUCAAAACUGUGUGUUUCUUCACUAAUCCUAUUUUCAUAUUUUUUCCAUUUGCCAGUUUUUCACAUCAUGUUUGAUAUGUGAGCAGCAUUUAUUAUUUACAUUAUAUUAGAAUGUACCUUUUAGUGAUAACAUUAUAUAUAUUCAGAUCAUGGGUUUUUUUUAAAGCUUCCUUUGCUUCUUUCAUUACUGAUAAUCAUCUCUUAAACAACCUCUGCAUGUUUUUUUUAAAUAAAGCACUUUAUGUCAAAUAAGGGACUUUUUUUAUAAGCACAAAUUAUUUUCUAUCAAUUUGCAGACAAUGAAGAUCUCACUUUUUUCCCCCCAGAUUCUCAGAGUCCUUAAUAGACUUUAAUUAAGUUCUAAGAUUGCUCUGGGAGAGAAAUAGCUAAGAGGAAAACACAAUCCCAAAUUCCUGAUUUAUGUAUUUAUCUCCUGAACAAAAUUUUCUCACUCAUAUUCCUCUAUCUGCAUCAUUUAGCUAAAGACAGCCUGAAUUACCCAAUGUGCUAUCCAAAAUAUUUAUGACUUAGUUGUGUAUAUAAGCCUUCUUUUGUUUGCCAUCUACUGUGUGAUCUUAUGAAGUGAGAUGUUACAACACAUCAUUUAUUCAGCUGGAUUGCUGAAUUCAGUUUUGAAUUCUUAGAAUCAAACAUUUUGCUAGUGCCCAGGAUUUCCACCUUUUGUAUUUUAUAUUGGCCCUUCUGUUGAUUCAGACCCUUAACAUAUUUUUCAAUCAUCUGGCAUUAAAAAUUUUUCAUUUAGUUAUUUUUUUAAUCUAUGUAAUGAAUUGUUUAUAUUUUUUCCAGUAAAUUUUCACUUGGUUUUCUUGACUUUUAAUAUCUUUCAACUGCAUUUCAGGAUAUUAUUUUUAAGUAUUUGUAGAACAUCUUGAGUGAAAAUAAAUUAUAUUCCUUCUCCAGUUGGAAGCAUCGAAGAUAAAUGGCUAUUUGAGGUCUAACGGAUCUUUUCCUGACAGAAGAAGAGUUAUCUUACAUUCUACUAUGCUGUGUUUGGGUCAGUUGAUUGUAAGUUUUUCAGCAUUUUUUAAUGUUUGAUAGUAAAAUGCUGGGACUUCCUAGGUGGCACAGUGGUUAAGAAUCCGCCUGCCAAUGCAGGGGACACAGGUUCGAGCACUUCUCUGGGAAGAUUCCACAUGCCACGGAGCAGCUAAGCCCGUGCGCCACAACUAUUGAGCCUGUGCUCUAGAGUGAGCCACAACUAUUGAGCUUGUGUGCCAAAACCAUUGAAGCCCAUGCACCUAGAGCCCGUGCUCCGCAACAAGAGAAGCCACUACGAUGAGGAGUCCGCGCACCACAAUGAAGAGUAGCCCCUGCUUUCAGCAACCAGAGAAAGCCCGUGUGCAGCUGCAAAGACACUACUCAGCCAAUAAAUAAAUAAAAUAAAUAAAUAAAUAAAAUUUAAAAAAAACAGUAAAAUGCUCUCAAAAAUUGGUAUACCAAAUUAAAAGAAUUCCUUAUACUUUCCCAUUUUAUUCAAGCAUGUUUAAAACAAUUUCCUUUCCCCAUGUUUUUAUUAGUAGAUUUGAAAAAGUAGGAGAAAUAGAGAGUUUAGAUCAUUUUAAUAAAUUUAAAAUUAAAUUGUACAUCAGACUGAUUUACUUUUAGAAUUUGUUUGCUAAUAUACAGUCAAGCAAAAUUACUGAAAAUACUCAUUUGUAAACUUUAUUCAUCUAAUAAUAAUGUAUCUUAAAUCUAAUAUUUAACUGCUCUCACAAAAUUUUGCAUGUAGGAAAGCAUUUGGGUCCCUUUGAAUAAAAGACCAUUCAUUUAAUGAAAAAAUACUAAAAUUAAACCUUAAAAGUCUUAUAACCUUAAAAGUAUCAUAAUAGGUAAUCAAAGUCUAAUAUUCUCUUAACUAUCCUAAUUGUAUACCAGAACUGUCAUUGAAAGAAUUUGAUUUGAAUUGAGUUUAGACAAAAUGAUUUAAUUAUAAUUCCUAAAAAAGUUCCCUGUUUUUAAAUGCAUAAUUGGAACAAAAAAUAUCGAUGUAAAAAAUUAUGGGAAGACAAAGGAAUAGAUACUAAUGCUAAUUGGCCAUUUAUUACAUACUGAAUGCUGGGGUAUAUAUACAUUAACUCUUUUACUCCUCAUAGUAACCUUAUGAGGAUUAUAGUUAAUAUUCCCAUUUUACUGUUAGGAAAACUGAAGCUAAGUAAGAGAAGCUAAGUAAUUUGCCUGAGGUCCACAUCUAGUAAUUGACAGAAAAGCUGUGAUUUUAACCUGGGCUUGCUCUCUUCACAUCUCUUUCAUCCACAGCACACUGCCUGCACACUGUAUGACAGGGUGCAUAAUGGACUGACGUUUUGUAAGAAAUUUAGUCAUUAUGCUCCAGCACAAUUGUGGCUUGUGUAUAAGCCACACCAGGUACCUGAAUGACUUUAGAAGUUAGACGAAAAAAAGGAGAUGUACAGACAUGUCUGUGGUGAUCGUUGCUUGAGAAAUAAUUACUAAUUCAAGACAAAAUUCAAUCUCACACUUGCCAUCAUGAGUCUUAAAAUCAUUUCACUUCUCUUCAUUCCUGACAUUCUUAUAUUACAGAACUAAAGGUAAAGUAAAUUUUAAAGGAAAAGCAAAGGUGGCUUCUGGGAACAGAGACCUUUUCCUAAAUGGAUUCCAUACUUGAUUUGGUGGAAUUAAUUUACUGUGGACCUUCAGUCUCAUCAGUCCUUUCACUUCAUUUUGAAGAUUUCUGCUUUUAGUGACUUUAGAAAAUUUUACUAAUCCGGAGAACUAAAUUGAAGAGGAUGUAGGAAGGAUAAUGUCCUUUUUAUAAAGCAAUUUAUAUAGCUUACUUACAGGUAUCCACUUGCUGUGGAAAAUGUGUGUUGGUUCUGAAUGUGAAAAUAAUUAAAGACAGGAACACUCACAAGUAAGUAUGUGUUUCAGUGGGAAUUAUCACAAAAUUUGGCAAGUAUUUUAAAACCUUUUCUAAUUUGGCUUCUAAAGCCAAGUGAAAUACCUGAUAGGCUGCAGCUAUUUACUGAAUUUUCUGUUCUCUAUAAACCUCUCUCUUCAGAGUCGUUUAAAAGGGAAAAAAAUUUCCACAAACUUUUUGUUUUUUUCUUAUUUAUAAAAAUGAAUAUUUCAUUGGAGGUAAUUAGUUCCUAGAAUGUGAGAUUGCAUUAUAUUUCUAUACAACGUUUUAUAAAUUUAUGUUAAACUUACUACCAGUUAUAUGCAGGUUAUUACAUAACUAUCUACAGAUUGCUUUAAAUAUUACUCUAUCUUCCAAGCUAACUUCUUAAAUUUACAGUCUGUACACACCUUAGUUGAUUAUCUAGACCAAUUAUCCUAGAAAAUGUGUAACACUCCCACAGACACCCCAGGGGUCUUUUCAGACUAGGAUGUUUCUAAAUACUCCUACCUUUUACUGUCAGUGUGCUCUUCAGCAGAUAAAAGUGCAUUUUAACUUUUAGAUUCUGAACUAUGUAAACUUUAGUCGAAACUACCUUGCGUGAUCCAUUCUGAGAUAUAAUGCUUCACUAAGUAAGUCUGGCAAAUCACUGUUUGAACUAAUUUACACAAAUAUUAUCAAAAGAAGGCUUUUCUACAAGUUCCCAGAGAAACUAACACACAAGAAAAGGAAAUCCCAGGGCACUCUGAUGCUCCUACCCCUCACUUUCCUUCAUUCACCUCUUAGUUUCUGUCUUACCUACUCUAUCCCUUGAUUAUCUAACUUGCAAUCUUCUGUGUCAGGAAGGUUUUCUUCAUAUCUAUUCUGCUUCACUCCUGUUUCAUUGUAUAUCUGUUUCUCUUGUCCAGUAGUAAAAAAAAGAGAGCAGUUGGUCGUCCUCUCCAACAUUGUUAUUCUUCAUUAUGCUUCGGGUUUCUCAACACCUAAGUCUCAGUUCUUUAGACAAAAUUGCUUUGGUUCCUUUAGCAUUUUCUCCUCAGUUUUAUUUUAAUAUCUACUUAUAUCUAAGAACACCUAAAAUUAUAUUUUGUUAUAUUCAAACUCAUUACUCCAGUUAAGUAAUAGUUAAAUAGGAUAGAAUUGAGAAUUAAGAUGUUACCAUUUGACAGUGGAUCCAACAAUCAGAUUGUCAGCAAAUCAGCACUUAAGUUUAUAUUAUCUAACGUUUUCUAUUAAAUUGUGGAGUUUUAUGAUUUUAUUCUCUCAUUAGUUUAUAACUAAAAAGCCAUACAUACAGAAUUGUAUAUCAUUUUGCUAUUAUUUUUUAACCUACAUUGCAGCAAGCUUAGCAUUAUGAUUGAGCCACAACAUUUUACAUAUUUCUUUGUGUCAGAUAUUAAAUACAAAAUGCAAGGUUAACUUUCAAAAGCAAACCCUACAAUAAUCAGGUAUUAUCUACCAACAUUUUUGCAGACCACUUUUGAAAUACUCAUCAUUGUUUUGCAACAUAGACUGGACUAUAACAAUUUUCAUUUAUCUUUUAAGUGACUGGUUAAAAUUGAGUGUGCAUAUAAAGAAAAAUUUAGGAUUUUAUCUCAUGGCUGAUAACAUUUGAAAAGUAAAUACUUCAGAUGAAUUUAUGCUGUGUACUAAAAUCAUGCCCAAAAUAAAUAUUAUAUCUUGAAAAUUCUAAAUCCGUUAUUACUGUGAUGUUCAUAGUGUUACUAUUAAAUGUUGUAACAUUCAUUUUUUUAACUUGAGACUCAGAUUUUAAAAUCUGGGUAAGAGACAAGGAAUCAUCACAUCAUUGGGGUGUCCAGUUUAUGACUGAAUUUUAAAGCAAGUUACUGUAUUUUAAACUGCAACUAGUUUUUGUUUUUAAUGUUUUAAAAGGCAACAUGUGGGGUUUUUCCAUUUUAUUUGUACUUUUAGAUUUCAGAACCAUCUUCCUGUUCUAGACUCACUCUAUAGACAUAAUAUUACUUAAAAACUCAGGGCCCUUUUCAUCCCUUUGCACAUUGAAAAACUUCAGUUGAUAGCAAACAAGCAGUCAGAUACAGUUGAAUAUUUAAAAUGUUUGUUGCACACACAGUUCAUUUAAUGUUUCAUCUUAUGAUUUGACUUCAUUUAUAUAGAUAUAAUAUCAGAUUUCAUUAAUCAUAAAAGCCUGCCCAGUUUUGUAAUUACUAAAUAGAGGGAAAUGACUCAAAUAAUUGGCUACAUGUUGCAGCAUAUUUAGGCCUUAGAGUUGAAGCACAGUCUUCAAACCAUUUCUGUGCUUUGGUUAAAUGGUUAUACAUGAUGGGACAAAUCAUUUCACUUUGUUUUGUUUUUUAAUUGGGGAACUUGGUUAAGUAGUUCCUCUGAGAUAAAAUUUUUCAAGAGGUAAUUUAACAUUAUUAAACUGUCUUCUAAAAGUGAACUAGUGAGUUUAUAACUUUAGUAAUGGCUUGGAUGCUUUUGAGAAGGUAACCUAUUUAUCAUAUUGUCAGAUCCAAAUAGAAUUUUUCUUUCAGACAAGUUCAAGCUCCAAAUUGGUAAGCUGUAUACUUAAAAUCCUUGCAGUGAAGUUAUUUACAACCAGUCUCUUGUCUCAGGCUCUCCACCUUGUUACCAAUCCUCUUAAGUGUGAUAGGGAAACGUUUUUAAAAAAGCUUAACAGUAAGAAAACUGAAUUAAUAAAAGAUGGACUUUAAAGAUAGGUUCUGGUUUAACAGUGAAUUGCUUGGCUUCUGUGGCUUUUCUUCUGGUCACAUUUAUUUAUUUAAACAGUUUUUGUAUGCCUUGUCAUGUUUCCAUGGAGAUUAUAUUGUGUAAGUGUUUGUAUACGCUGGAAUCAUCCUUAAUUUUCUGUUGAUAAUUUUUCAAAUGAAGAUAAGUGGAUAAUUGUAAAAUACACUAACUCUUAGGGUGUUGUAGUAGCUGAAACAUGGAAAUGUGUAGCUGCCAUGCUUUUUCUGAACGGACAAGAGAAACAUAAGCUACAGAGUAUUUGUUUCUGAGGAUGCUUUUCUAGAAUAAGAAAGGCUGAAAAAUAUUGGCAAUUCCUCAGAACCCUCUUUCUUGUUAACGGGUAUCUUUUGUUGGUGUGUUUUGCUCUCACAUUACCAAUAGAGUAUCAUAUAUGAAUUUAUGAAUAAUUGCUUUCAGUUAUUUUGCUUUUGUAUAAGCCGUCUGAGACCUUGCUAUGCUGUAUAAGUUGUGUUCGAUGGAUCGGUGUGAGUAUGAAAUAAAGCAAAUCACUUUUCUUUUGUAUUAUCUAUGGAUGCCACUAUGAAAGCUGACAUUAAGCCACUAAAGAGUUUUCUAUGAAUAAUUGUAAGUAAAUGCUUUGAUAUAUAUAAACCUAAAUAAAAAGAUUGUAUUGAUACAGAGACGUUGGAGAAGGAGAUUUUAAGAAAGUUCUUUAGGUUUAAAAAAGGCUUGCUGUAAAAUGGUGCAUUAUUCCAUUUAUUAAAGAUCAUAUUAAUGACAA